This is a messenger RNA of Serinus canaria (Common canary), 1020 nucleotides long. Its product is annotated as taste receptor type 2 member 7-like. Gene Ontology annotation, molecular function: bitter taste receptor activity; G protein-coupled receptor activity. Gene Ontology annotation, cellular component: membrane. NCBI's taxonomy places the organism in Eukaryota, Metazoa, Chordata, Aves, Passeriformes, Fringillidae. The record is from RefSeq and is a predicted model, not a curated record. Gene Ontology annotation, biological process: sensory perception of taste; G protein-coupled receptor signaling pathway; detection of chemical stimulus involved in sensory perception of bitter taste.
AUGGAAGCUCCUCUCUCUCCACAGCAAUCCAAUGUCACUUUAUAUGGGGCCAUGGCUUUGGCCAUCAUCACCCUGGAGGUGUUUGCAGGCAUGUGGAUAAAUGCUUUUAUCGUUUGUGUGCUUUGCAUUGCCUGGGUGAAGAAGAAAACCCUGAACUCUAAUGAGAAGAUCCUACUGCUGCUGGGAUGCUGCAGGAUUCCCUUUUUAUGCUUUGCAUGGGUAUACCACUUCAUUUCAAAAAUUUAUCCUAAUUUCCUACUUGUUCAUACCAUACUACAACUCCUUGCAUCUUUUGCAACAUUUUUUAAUUAUUCCAACUUGUGGGUCUCAGCCUGUCUUUGUGGUUUCUACUGCAUAAAAAUUGCCAAUUUCAGGAACAGCUUCUUCAUCCACCUGAAAGUAAAAAUUGACAGAAUUGUGCCCUGGCUCUUGUUGGGGUCAGAGAUUUUAGCCUUGGCUAUCAGCAUCAUUACGUAUGUCCUCAAUGAAACUCUGCUGCGGAACAUCACUUCCACCAGCCAAGGAAAUUUUUGGGAAGUAACUAUCAGAAAGGAUAAACAUCUUUUCUCUUCCUAUUUUAACCUUGCUGGCCUUGUAUUUGCUGCUUCAUUCAUGGUAGUCAUCUUUGCUGCUGUUUUCCUUCUCUUUUCUCUCUGGAGACAUAAGCGCACAAUGCAGACAAACUCCAUGAAGGAUCUCAGCAUGGAUGCCCACAUCAGAGCCAUGAAAUCUGUCCUCUCCUUCUUAGUGAUGUACAGCAUCAACUUUCUAUGUUUGGUCUUGGCAAUAAUUUAUACCACGAAGAAAGAAAAUAUCAUGGCACUCCUUGUAUCCAUUUAUUUGUAUGCCUUUCCAGGUGUUCAUUCCCUCAUUCUGAUUUUGAGCAAUCCCAAGCUGGAAAAGGCACUGCUGAAGAUUCUCUCCUGUGUGAAAUGUGAGUUUUUUUCCAGUAGGAACUGUGAUAGAAGCUGGAGUCCAUGCAAAAUGCUGGCGUUUUACUAUAGAAAACAAGUAAUUUAA